[Candida] anglica is the source of this 1461-nucleotide messenger RNA. NCBI's taxonomy places the organism in Eukaryota, Fungi, Ascomycota, Pichiomycetes, Serinales, Debaryomycetaceae. The record is from the annotation of a GenBank genome assembly.
AUGAGUGAAGGAGCCGGAGCCGGUACAGGAACAGGAACAGGUGCCAGCAACGCCACAAGACGUUCGAGACCGAGAAGACGGCCGGAUAACAGAAACAAGAAGCAACAACCAGAAGGAGCAGCUUCCACUGAAAAGCCCACCAAGAAAAAUAACCGAAAUCAGAAACGAUCUACCGCAAAGUCAACCAAGAAGAAAGAUGUAAGACAUGAUUACCGGUAUUUGGAGAUUGUGAAGCUCAUGAAGUUCUACAAGCCGUUGACCAUCAACGGCGUUUCAGUGAAGAGUAUUAUAGAGAAGGCAGAAGAGGCAGCAAAGAUGGAGGAGGCCACUAAGGUGGAAGAGAAGGAGACUACCAAUGAGGAAGUUCUUGAUGAAACUGACUCAAAUAUAGAAGAGGAGAAGACCAAGGAGACGAUCAAGAAAUCACAUAAGACCACGACUCUCCCACCUAAUGCACUUCAUAACCAUAUAGCCAAACUUAUCACAGAAGGUAGUCCAAUCUAUCUCCUGUUGAUGUUCAAACCAGCCGACCCAGACUUCCCAUAUGACUUGGAUAUGCUUAGACUCAGUCUCUGUGUACCUCCAAAGUACCCCUAUGACACGCUGAUUCAACCAUCCGUGUUUGUUCUCAAUGACGACAUCCCUAGAGGAUUCGCGGUGAAUAUUGAAAUAGGGUUCAGGGAUAUCACCAUGCUUGCCCUGGGACGUACUCAACAGGACCCAGAGGCAGAAGAGUCGAUUCAACUCGCCAAGGGUAGAGGUCUUCUCUCACAAAUUCAAACUUUGGAUAGAAAUUUGGAGUAUUUUUUGAAACAAGAAAGAAAGGAAACCAUCAAAAUUGUCAAGAAAAAGAAGAAGACAAAGAGUGAAAAUGUAUCAGAAAAUUCGUCACCAGCCCCACAAUCCCCCAAGCCUGUUACAACAACCCCAACGCCGCCAAAACAAAUCCAUAAGCCAAUCCCUCUGAUGAAUCCAGAAAGACAGGCCCUCUUGGACGAUAUGAUAUCUAAAUUACCAUGUAAAUUGUUCUCCAAGAAUAACAUUGAAAAUGUGUAUAGAAUGGAAUUACCCGCUGUCAUCACGCAUAACACUAGCCCACCAACGGCAUGGGUCAACAACAAAGUUCUUGAUGUGAGAUUGCACAUACCAGUCGAAUAUCCACAAGAACGCGCAUGGAUAUCAGUACCAGCCCAGAUGUUGAAUAAAAUCUCUAGAAUGCCGGCACCUGAUACAUGUACCCCUACAGAACUAGCAGACAGUGCACAAAAGGCUCUCAAGGAGAGACUUCUUUUGGUAAAGGCUGCGAAACUGUUGGAAAAGAACUUUCGCAACAUCCCCGACUAUCUCAAAAGUGCCCAUGGGAAUCUUGUCACUUUGUUAAACUUUGCGUCUACUCACUUGGGUGUGUUAUGCUUAGAAGAAAAGGAAUGUAGAAGCGUUAUCACAAUGUUAAGUUCAUAG